Messenger RNA from Malassezia restricta, 711 nucleotides. RefSeq lists its product as uncharacterized. Lineage: Eukaryota; Fungi; Basidiomycota; Malasseziomycetes; Malasseziales; Malasseziaceae. The transcript has a single exon. The record is from RefSeq and is a predicted model, not a curated record. The coding region runs from base 1 to 711 and encodes 236 amino acids.
AUGCAGGUACGACUCUUCGUUUGGGCGCUAAGUGUGGCUAUUCGUGCAAUUUGUACGGAAAACAAAGAACAAGUUGCGCUCCAGGCGCGUACAUUAUUGCUUGAUGACACCACAUAUUUCGUGGGUGCGUUGGGAACAGUGAAGAAUGACGCAACUGCCUUGGUGGCGUACGAGUACUUUGCACCAUGCUUUGACUCAAAUGACAAGAGUACCUCUAACCCUGGCGAUCUUUUGCUCUUGGCACUUCCAGCAUCAGAACAGUGGCGCUUGGCUUUAAGACCCAAUACUACGGCGACGCUGGCUGUUGCGUCGAGCCCUGACAUGAACACAGUCGAUGUGCGACAUGGUCACAUGUCGCCUGCAGGACGCUUACAUUGGCCUGAAUACAGACCAAAAUGGCGUCGCGGCAUGGCAUCCAAAGGGCGUAUGACCAUGUAUGGUCAUAUGCAUCUGGUGACAAACUCGGAAAGCAUCGACGCUCUAAGCAAUUGCUUUGUCGCUCAUCACCCUGACGCAGCUGCAUGGGUGCCUGGCUCUCCACAGAGUCCUCACAUUGCCAAAUGGGUGCGUUUCUCUCCUGCAAAAAUUCGCUAUGUAGGCGGUUUUGGCGAUGAGCAUUUUAUCGGUUCUGUGGAUAUGGACUUGUACCGCUCCGUUGAGCCUGGCCUCAAUGAGCACAGAGCGCCUGGCUUGUACAUGCAGACUGCUUGA